This is a messenger RNA of Thlaspi arvense, 3497 nucleotides long. Lineage: Eukaryota; Viridiplantae; Streptophyta; Magnoliopsida; Brassicales; Brassicaceae. The record is from the annotation of a GenBank genome assembly.
CUUCAACCAACUCCUCUCGCUCUCUUUCUCUCACUCAUGGCGAUCAAGUUCGCUUCAAUUUUGGCUCUCUUCUUAUUCGACGCAGUCUCAAAUUCUCACUCCACAGAUGUAUCUGGCCCUCCGAUAUUUACAUUCAGUUGGUUAAACGAAAAAAACAAGUUUAAAACAGGGGAAGUCGCGGGAAUUAUGAUCAAAGUUGUGGGAAAUUUUGAAAAUCAAGGGAACGCUUCAUUAGGGCAGACAGCAUUUAACCCUACUCUUACCGUGAACGGGAAGAUUGGGAACAGUUCGUACGUUUCUGGGGUUUCGUUGGAUCUUGGUGCAGAUAUCAGCACUUGGAAGAUUUCUUUUACUCCCAUUAUGGUUGGAGUUUUCAACAUCGUUAUCGACGAUGAGAACUUCAAAGUCCUUGAUUCGUCGCUCCAUUUUGAAGUCGAACCAGGGUUAAUGUACCCAUCUGUGUGUGUUGUUUCUUGGAUGGGUCUUGCAAACUUGUUUGAAGCCGGGAUGAAUGCAUCCAUAUUGAUUCUUCCCAAGGACGCGUUUGGGAACAACAUUUCUUAUUCCGGGAAGGACAUGGAGAUGGAGAUGCAGGGGGUUUCGCUGUCUCUUCUCAACGAAAAUGGUUCCAUCGCUAGCAUUCUCAAUAUCACACACACCAGGUGGAUUGAAUCUGGUUACAUUUCCAUCGAGUUUGUUCUUUUGACCGCGGGAAAAUUCUUACUGCUUGUGGAGAAGGAGAGCCAAACUCUGAAUGGUGUUGUUACACUACCUCUCGAGGUGAAUCCAGGGCCUUUAGAUGUUUCAAGCUGCGUGAGCACAUGGAAGUCCGAGCUAAACACGUGGCAGAUAUUUUCCAAGAUGGAGAUCAUGCUACACCAGAAAGAUCGGUUCGGGAACCUUGUUUCCGGAUUCUAUGAGUUUGAUGCUGAUGUGGUUGAGAAAGAGACUGGUUUGUCUAUUCCGGUAGCAGAUUUUCAGUUUAAGUAUGUAGAAACAUGGAUCCAGUUGAUGUCUUUCAGCUUAUCUGAGCCAGGAAAGUUCUUGCUCACUCUUUCUGAUGUGGAGCACAAUAAGAGCAUCUCUGGUAUGCCAUAUGAGUAUACAGUGUAUAUAGGUUAUUGUGAUGGAUCAAGAAGUAUAGUGAAUGGUUCAGGGAUCAAUGCUUCUAUUGCUGGGGAGUCUCUUGGCUUCUCUAUAUUCUUGAAAGAUGCUUAUGGUUAUCCUUCACCAAUUCAAGUGAACAGACUUCAAGUCCGAAUCAUACAAGAGACUGAUUCCUCGUAUGUUUUGCCAACCAUACAGCCGAGAGAGACCCUCAAUGGGACUGGACCAAAUUACAAAGCUUUUACCCCCUUGUAUGAGAAACUCGGCGGUGAAGCUUCAGGCGGCCAAGUGGUGCAAGCAAGUGCCUUUGACGUAACGUAUACUCCAAAAAGGAGUGGAAUUUACAAAAUCUUUAUAUCCUCUGGAAACAUAGUCCUCAAUGGAGGCCAACCUUUCAUUAAGGAAGUAAAUGCUGGUGAAGUGAAUGUGACAGCGUGUAGUGUGACGCAAUUCAGUGCAAAAGUGCUAAAGGAAAUCAAGAAUGAAUUUGUGGUCUUGCUCGUGGACGGAUUCUACAAUCCUGUGCCUUCACAGCCAUCUCGGUUAAAGCUGGACAUCACCUCGGCGAACACAUCAAGUUUCACUACGUGGAACUUUGUCGAUAAUAACGAUGGGACAUAUACGGGAAGCUAUCUGGCCAUGGAGGUUGGUACUUACCGAAUGUGUGUAACCUUUGACAAUAAAACUAUCCAACCUUGCCCCUUUGACGUAAAUGUGUAUAGCAGUGGAUACUUUCCAAAAGCUUAUGAUGAUCCAGUCAAUGUGUGGGAAGAUGAGUCAAUCUCUUUUAAACCAUUGGAAAACGACUAUUUUGCAGGAGACAAUACGAGCAUCCUCGGUUUCUCACAACCAGGUCAUGGUUCUCUUCUAAGAGAUGGAAACCUCUUUAGAUACACACCGUUCAAGGAUUUUUCUGGAAACGACUCCUUUCUUUACACAAUAUCUGAUAUCAAUGGAAACUUAGCCGCAGCUACAGUUUGCAUCGUUGUUCUCACUGCUCCUCCUCAGUUUGUCUCGUUUUCCGGAGGUUUGCAAGCAACUGAAGAUCUCAUCAGCCCUAGAUCAGGUGGCUUCUCGGGUCUGGAGAUAAGCUACUCAGACCUGCUUGAGAACAUUUCAGUAACGGUGCAAGCACUUUCUGGUUUCGUCAUUCUCUCUCCAAUGCUGAUGCAGUUUAGGCCGCCUGCAAGUGGAAGGCUCUCAGUUAGCAACGGAGGCGAAGAUGGAAGGCUCUUAACCUUAGAAGGACAAAUAGGAGUUAUCAAUCCCGCGCUUCAGUCCAUUCAAUAUCUCGGAAACGAGAAUUUUGCUGGUGUUGAUUCUCUUCGGUUGUCCACAAGGAACAAGAACGGGAUCAAUCAACUAGAUGUUCCUGUUUUCGUUGAGCCUGUCAACGAUCCACCGUUUAUUAAUGUUCCUCGCUAUAUAAUGCUCGAUAGUAAUGGAAAUGAAUCGCUCAUAUUUCACAAAGAAACAGACAAAUUCAACUUCUCAGUUGGAGAUCCGGAUCUUGCUAAUUUUCCCGGUGGUGAAUCUCAUUUCUUAGUAACGUUUUCCGUGGAAGUUACUGACGGGUUUCUGCUGACAAACUUACCGUCUGAGGUUAUAAACUCAACAGAGCUAAAGUUCAAAAAAGUAUUCCGGUGGCAGCCGAUUCAGACUUACGCUGCCAUUUCUAAACACGUGAAUGUCAAAGCCAGUGGGAUUAGGUUUCGUGGAACAAUAAAGCAAUGCAACGACCUCAUGCAACAGCUGUUCCAUCACGGAGGAGAGAACGGGGCUCUCUUGACCCUGAAACUGAGUGACAUGGGGAACUACGGUUGCUACCUUGAUUGCACUGAGAGAAUUUCACUGCCUCUACACGCGAAGGCUCACGUAAACCUCAUCAGAAAGAGACCCUUGAGUUCCCUUGCAGCUCACGUUCUAGGAUCUGUGAUUGUGGUGGAGUCUCUCGUGGUGUUCUCUCUCGCCACUUUGCUUCUGCUCUUCACUUGCAAAUGCGCAUUUCUUCUCGUACACGAGCGCAGAAGCGAACGCUAUGUUAACAAGUGUUUGCAGAAACCAACGGACAAUGCCGAAUCCUUAAAUAGCAUUGUUUCAUCAAGAAAACCCACUGGUUGUUUCCCGGAGAGUAUCUGGAAUCGCCAUACACAGCAGAGACAAGUCGGUGAAACUUCUGGCAAGCAGAACAAGGAGUUGCCUGAGGUUAACAUUUUCCCGUUCAAGGAGGUAGACAAGGCUACAAGUUGAUGAAUCUGUUAACAUUUUCUCUUCUUAUCAUAUUAGGCUAUUUAAAAAAUCUCAUUGUUUUGUAACCAUUCCUCAUCAUAAAACCAUUCCUCUGUAAAGUUAAUUGUUGAUGCAAUAUAUAUAAAUCCGAUUAGUUCAAA